ACCGGAUUUUGACCUGAGAAAACGUUUUCCUGGUUUCCCUCCGCCAUUUCUUUGUUGCUAGUACGCGUACGCCUUGGCAAGAGUCCGAGUGUGUUCGGAGAUUUUGGCUGAGUGAUCGUUGAAUUCCGGUGAGUCACCGAAGAAAUAUCCGACGAGCCAGACUGGCCAGUUGGCGCCACACAAUCAUAUUCAGGCGCAAUUCUCGUCUGCUAAGUUCUCUGAUAUCACACCAUUACGGGACACGGCGCAUCUCGACAUUACAAUGCUUGAGACGAAAGGGAGACGAAGAAGAAGGAGGAGAAGAAGGAGAGGCAUUACCCGCGAUGAAUGGCCGUCUCUCGACCUCGAACCACUGGAAUCCGGAGAUCUCGUGUUUCCAUCAGAAGGGAUUCUCUCAAAUCACCCGAGAAAUCACUGGAAGAGCCGUGCAUGCCCUUUGCGUCAAGGGUUUGGUUCGUCUGAGUGUGUUGUACACGAAUACUUUGAUUCAUAUGUACGCGAGGUUUGGUCGUAUUGGGAUUGCGCGUUACGUGUUUGAUGAAAUGGCUGAAAGAAACGAAGCUUCUUGGAACACCAUGAUGUCAGGGCUUGUUGUUGUCCGAUUUUACCGGGAAGGAAUGGAAUUUUUACGGGAGAUGUGCGAUCUUGGUGUUAAGCCAAGUGGGUUUUUUAUUUCGAGUUUGGUAACAGCGUGUGAUCGGUCAGGUCUUAUGUUCACCGAAGGGGUUCAAGUCCAUGGCUUUGUUGUUAAGUGCGGUUUCCUCUCCGACGUUUACGUUGGUACUGCGAUGUUGCAUUUCUACGGAGUAUACGGAUUGGUCUCCUGUUCAAGGAAGCUCUUUGACGAGAUGCCUGACCGAAAUGUGGCGUCUUGGACUUCAUUGAUGGUUGGUUACAAGGAUAUGGAUGAACCGGACGAGGUAAUGGAUAUCUAUAAAGGUAUGAUACGAGAAGGGGUUGGCUGUAAUGAAAAUUCCAUGGCUUUGGUAAUCCGUUCUUGUGGGUUGCUUAAGGGUGAAUUCUUGGGCAGUCAAGUCAUUGGACAGAUGAUGAAGUCAGGACUGGAGAAUAAGCUUGCUGUCGAGAAUUCGCUUAUAUCUAUGUUUGGUAGUUUCGGGAAUAUAGAAGAUGCACGGUAUAUCUUUGAUCACAUGCCUGAACGUGACACGAUUUCAUGGAAUUCCAUUGUUGCAGCCUAUGCACAAAAUGGUAUUUGCCUGGAAUCAUUAAGGGUUUUUUGUUCGAUGCGUCAUUUUCACGAUGAAGUAAACUCCACCACUCUGUCGACUUUGUUAUCAGCUUUGGGUCACGUGGAUCAUCUGAAAUGGGGUCGAGGAAUUCAUGGCAUGGUGAUCAAGAUGGGAUUUGAUUCAGUUUCUUGUGUGUGCAAUACACUUCUGGAUAUGUAUUCAGGUGCUGGAAGAUCAGCAGAAGCAGAGUUGGUUUUCCAACAAAUGCCCACUCGAGAUUUGAUCUCAUGGAACUCUUUGGUCGCUUGUUAUGCUGAGGAUGGCCGGAACCUCGACGCUUUACAGACUCUCAGCCUAAUGAUUCGGACAGGAAAAACCGUGAACUAUGUGACAUUUACGAGCGCAUUGGCUGCUUGCUCGAGUCCUGAAAUUCCUGGAAAGGGCAGGAUCCUUCACGGCCUUGUAAUGGUCUUGGGGUUAUUCAACAAUCAGAUUGUUGGAAAUGCAUUGGUUUCCAUGUACGCAAAGACUGGCAUGAUGAGAGAAGCUAAAUGGGUCUUGCUGAAAUUGCCCGGACGAGAUGAAGUAGCUUGGAAUGCGCUUAUUGGCGGUUAUGCUGAGAAUGAAGAACCCGACGAGGCGUUAAAGGCUUUUCAAACUAUGCGAGAGGAAGCCAUACCCUCAAGUUACAUCACAAUUAUCGCCGUUCUGGGUUCUUGCCUGAUGCCCAAUGAUUUGCUUGAAUAUGGAAUGCCCUUACACGCUUAUGUAGUAUCUGCAGGUUUCGAGUCAGAUGAACACAUCCAAAACUCACUCAUCACUAUGUAUGCAAAGUGCGGGGAUCUGAGUUCGAGUCGGUCCAUAUUCGAUGGGUUAGAGUAUAAGAAAACCGUUGCCUGGAACGCAAUGAUUGCCGCAAAUGCACGUCAUGGUCUCGGAGAAGAGGUACUGAAACUUAUAGCAAAGAUGAAAGGCAUUGGGUUGAAUCUAGAUCAGUUCAGUUUCUCAGAAGGUCUUUCCGCUGCUGCGAAGCUAGCUCUACUGGAAGAGGGUCAACAACUUCACGGGUUAGCCAUAAAACUCGGGUUUGGACAGGAUUAUUAUAUCGUUAUUGCAACUGCGGAUAUGUAUAACAAGUGCGGGGAAAUACACGAUGUGUUGAAAAUGCUUCCUCCAACGGCCAAUCAAUCACUCCCGACAUGGAACAUACGUAUAUCGGCUUUUGCCAGGCACGGUUUAUUCGAGGAAGCUCGUGAAACUUUCCGUGAAAUGCUCGAAAAGGGAAUCAAGCCUGGUCACAUCACAUUUGUAUCUCUCCUUUCAGCCUGCAGCCACAGGGGACUAGUAGACGAAGGCCUUGCGUUCUACGAUAUGAUGACUAGGGAAUUCGGUGUAGCUCCAGCAAUAGAACAUUGUGUAUGCGUAAUCGAUCUCCUUGGAAGAUCAGGGAGACUAGCCGAGGCUGAAGCCUUUAUUUCUCAGAUGCCCAUGAAGCCAAACAACCUGGUAUGGCGAAGUUUGCUCGCUUCUUGCAAAAUCCACGGGGAUUUGGAACUAGGGAGGAAAGCUGCCGAGAAUCUCUUGAGGCUGGAACCCGAAGACGAUUCGGUAUACGUCCUGUCAUCAAAUAUGUUUGCAACAACGGGUAGAUGGGAGGAAGCAGAGAAGGUUAGAAGGCAAAUGGGCUCAAGGAAAAUAAAGAAGAAACCUGCUUGCAGUUGGGUGAAACUGAAAGACAAGGUGAUGUCAUUCGGCAUUGGAGACGGAACCAAUAUUCAGGCAAGGGAGGAGAAUCAGAUUGAAAUGAAGUUAGAGGAAAUCAAGAAGAUGAUCAGAGAGGCUGGUUAUGUUGCGGACACAAGCGAUGCCUUACAAGACACAGAUGAAGAACAGAAGGAACAUAAUCUAUGGAACCAUAGCGAAAGGCUCGCACUCGCUUACGCAUUGACUAAUGCUCCGAAUGGUUCGACGCUGAGGAUCUUCAAGAACCUUCGGGUAUGCAGAGACUGUCACUCUGUCUAUAAAUUCGUAAGCAGAGUCUUUGGGAGGAAAAUCUUGUUGAGAGAUCCGUAUAGGUUUCACCAUUUUCAUGGUGGUGACUGUUCUUGCAAUGAUUAUUGGUGAUGAACUCUUAUAAGCUUACCCAGCUUUUUACCAUAUCUCGUAACAAGUAGCAUCAGAUCCUUCGUAGGUUCGGAUGCCGUCUCCAUCCCUGGCAUUCAUAGGUCUUUGAUAUCAAACAUGUCUGAAAUAGGUUUAUAAAACUCUGACGGGAGAGUUUCAGAGAGGCCUGUAAAAAUUCCCAGAAAACCCAAAUGACUGAAAAGACAGAGAACUGAUUUAGGGUUCUUGAAUGAUGGGAGUGAAGCUCUGCAACAUUAGAGUACAGUGAAACCCUUCAUAAAAAGGAUGAUAGUUUUACACAACUCUGAUUCCAGCUGCCGAAUAAACUCCAGAAAAUUUGAUGGUAUUCAGAUUCAAAUCCCGUUUUCCCAGCCAAAAGUGCACAACACAAGUUCGACAUUCCUAAACUAUGUGAAAGUUACUCAACUUCAGCCAAGUAAUCGUCGAUUUCUGCUGGCGUUAGCACCCUG
This is a messenger RNA of Tarenaya hassleriana, 3784 nucleotides long. Its product is annotated as pentatricopeptide repeat-containing protein At3g24000, mitochondrial. The record is from RefSeq and is a predicted model, not a curated record. Gene Ontology annotation, biological process: RNA modification. Gene Ontology annotation, molecular function: zinc ion binding; RNA binding; protein binding. The transcript has a single exon. Bases 324 to 3314 code for a protein of 996 amino acids. Lineage: Eukaryota; Viridiplantae; Streptophyta; Magnoliopsida; Brassicales; Cleomaceae.